UGAGGGGAAUGUGAGAAUUCGUAACAACAGAAAACAGAAAAUGAAAGCAAGCAACUGGCAAGUGUCGUGAUUUUAGCCGAAAAAUUCGUUAUUGUGACCAUCGUUCAGCAAAAAAUUGAAGAAUUUCGAGUACUUUGUUACUCUUGCGUGCCUGUUUUAAUAAAGUGAAUAUUUGUGUUACAAUGAACUAAGCUAAGUUGUUGCUACUUGCUUGCUGUAUGUGUAAGAAACAUCGAGCGUGCGAAAGAAAUUAGGAAAGGACUGUGAUUUCACUCAUCCUAUGAGAUACUGCUUUGGUGAAAAUUUUAGUAUACAUCAACAUGAGUGACGAACUCGUACCUGCAGUGGAAGAAGAAUUUAUCGUUGAGAAAAUUCUUGACAAAAGAACGGAGCCGGACGGUAGUGUGAGGUAUUUAUUAAAAUGGAAGGGCUAUGGCGACGAGGACAAUACGUGGGAACCGCCGGAGAAUAUGGACUGCGAGGACCUUCUUGAAGAAUUCGAAAAAAAACUAUCCAAACCAAAAAAAAGAAGAAAACGAAUCAUUGAGCCUGAUGACGACGGUGAUUCUAGAAGACAAUCUAAUGAGAGUGAAUCAUCGAUAGGUUCCAAUACCAUCGCUCAUCAAAGGAAACCGAAAAAGUCUCAUGGUUCGGAAUCACGUAAAUCUUCCACCGUUAGUAAUAAUUGUUCGUCGAAUGUUAAAGUAAGCGAUUUUGAUCGGUGUGUACCCUCUGAGAUUCUUGGUGUCACUAAAGUUGGCGGAUCGUUGAAAUUUUUAAUGAAAUGGGAAGGUAUAGAAAGAGCUACUUUUGUACUCGCUAAAGAAGCUAAUAUUGUUUGUCCACAACUGGUCAUUGACUACUACGAAUCAAGACUUCAGUUGUUUGACCCCAAAAUGAGGUAAACGCGAAAUAGUUGACGAUACUUCUAAUUUCUUACGAUAUGUGUACUAGACUGUUCUUUUGUUGCCAUUGUAUAUUAUUUUAGUUUUAAUUUGAGAGUGAUUCGAGUAAACUGAAAUGGCAGUUCAUUGUUUCGUUACGUUUCUAAUAUGUUAAUUGUUCCAAGAUGUUUUUAUAUUUUAAAAAUCUUUAAAUUUGAGCCAAGAGAUCUUUGUAUUAUCGUAUAUAUUGGUUUUUCGUUCCUUCAUUUUUUUCUUUUGACUAGCCCUCGACUCAGCGAGGAAUAAAAUCAAUACAAAGUAAAUUAUAUUGUAUUACUUCGUGUUAGAUUUUAUUUAGCUUAAGUAUAUUCUUAUGAUUCAUCGUUUUAAGUCUUACCAUUCUGCAUUCAUUCUGCAUGAAUGUAUUCUUUAUUCCAUUGUCAAGAUUUCAGGAGUAUUUAUUUUAAAUUAUCAAAUAUGAUUUGCAUUUUUGAGCAGAGUGAGAACAGUGAUCGUCGAUGAUGAAUUUGACAUAAUUUUCAGAUUGGAAAUGUUUUUCUUUUUGAAAAAUAAUUGUAAAAAUAAUUUAUUGUUCGGUCAGUCGGUCACUUUCUCAUUUUAAAAUAUUUUAAAUACUGACUUGUGAGUAAAAAUUACUUUUCGAGCAAUAUAUGAAAUGAAUUCUCUUGUUAUGGUUACAGUAACUAUUCAGUUUUUGUUUUUAUUUUAUUUUUUUGUUCUAUCAAUGAAGAAGCAAAAAAAAAGUCUUUGAACUUUAAGUAUAGAAUCUUCCUCGUACGUAAUUAUCAAGUUUUUUACGCUUAUGCAUGACAUUAUGAUUAUUUUGUCUUUUGUCCUUGUUCGAUUAAAAUUUUUUUGAAGUA
Planococcus citri (citrus mealybug) is the source of this 1768-nucleotide messenger RNA. Its product is annotated as chromobox protein homolog 1-like. Bases 321 to 905 code for a protein of 194 amino acids. NCBI's taxonomy places the organism in Eukaryota, Metazoa, Arthropoda, Insecta, Hemiptera, Pseudococcidae. Gene Ontology annotation, molecular function: chromatin binding. The record is from RefSeq and is a predicted model, not a curated record. Gene Ontology annotation, cellular component: nucleus; pericentric heterochromatin. Gene Ontology annotation, biological process: negative regulation of transcription by RNA polymerase II; chromatin organization. The transcript has 2 exons.